Molecule: messenger RNA, 819 nt
Organism: Lethenteron reissneri (Far Eastern brook lamprey)
Lineage: Eukaryota; Metazoa; Chordata; Hyperoartia; Petromyzontiformes; Petromyzontidae
Product: endothelin-2-like
Biological process (GO): regulation of vasoconstriction; regulation of systemic arterial blood pressure by endothelin; vein smooth muscle contraction
Cellular component (GO): extracellular region
Molecular function (GO): endothelin B receptor binding; hormone activity
Source: RefSeq, a predicted model, not a curated record
CGCGAGUCUCAGCGCCCGCGACGACACAGACGAACCACCCGACAGCAGCAAUCCCAUUAACCGCGAUCGCCCAUGGAGGUCCGCGUCAUCUGCUGCUGCUGCUGCCUCGCGAUGCUCCUGGCCUCGACUCUGUGCGCGCCGGAGCCAAAGGCCGGGUUCGUGUGGCCCAGGCCCCCAGCGGCGCUGCAGGAAUCGGAGAAACCGCGGCCUUGGAACCCCGCGGGGACCCCACCGCCACCGCCGUCGGCACCGCCACCGCCGCUGCGCUCCCGCCAGCCAGCGGCGCGCCGCAAGCGCUGCUCGUGCGCGUCGCUGCUGGACCGCGAGUGCGUCUUCUUCUGCCACCUCGACAUCAUCUGGAUCGACACGCCCAGGAGCCUCGUGCCAACGGGGCUGUCCGAGAAGACGCGGGCGCGUAGGGGAGCCGCCGCCGAGGGGCUGCGUGCGGGCGGCCGGGGCAGCCGCUGCCGGUGCUGCUCCGGCAGCGAGGACUGCGGCCUGCGCUCUGCUCUGCGCGUCCCCGGCUCAGAGCCGCGACCUCUCAAGGGUCGACGCGGCGGCGGCAGCGGCAGCGGCGGCGGCAUUGUCGCGGGGCAGAAUUUGUUUUCACGUUCCGAGGGGUUUUUCUGCAAAGAGAGAGAAACCAACGAACGUGGACAGGUUUUAAACCCCAGUGACGUGAUCAUCGCAUUGCUAGUCCACCAGGGCUUCCGUUCCAAGCUGUUCCACGCCGGUGACCUCCUCCAUACAGGCCGCGGGCACAACAAGCUGCCGCUGCUGCCGCUGCUUCUUCUGCUGCCUCUCGUGUACAAGCCGUGA